AUGGGGAAUACGUUACCGAAUUUGUGGCCCUCAUCCAGGGCAAAGAAAGAAUACCGGGUCAUUAUGUGGGGACUUUGGUAUUCUGGGAAGACCACGAUCCUGUACAAUCAGCUCAAGGGCAUGGGUGAUGUCAUCCCCGUGUCUACAGUUGGAUUCAACCUUGAAACAGCCACACAUCAGGACGAAAACUUUCUUAUCUUUGACCUGGGAGGCCGGGAUAGAUUACGUCCGCAGUGGAAAGAGUCCUUUUCCAAGCCGGACGCGGUGAUAUAUGUCGUGGACGCCACAGAGACCAACCGACUCGACGACGCACGCUAUGAAUUGAAAUGUUUGCUUGAAUUUACUGGGCUCUAUGAUGAGAACAGUGAGGUUCCUGUUCUGGUGUUCGCUAAUAAAAACGAUCUUGACGGCGCAAAGCCCGGGGGAGACAUAUUGGAAGCGUUGCAACCGAAAGCACUGAAGAAGCAAAGGUGGAAGGUUGUUCCGUGCUCGGCUCUUAACGGCUAUGGAAUUGAUGAAGGCAUGGAUUGGUUGGCUGGACUGCUUGGCGGGGGUUAA
Messenger RNA from Aspergillus puulaauensis, 558 nucleotides. Its product is annotated as ADP-ribosylation factor family protein. The record is from RefSeq and is a predicted model, not a curated record. Lineage: Eukaryota; Fungi; Ascomycota; Eurotiomycetes; Eurotiales; Aspergillaceae. The coding region runs from base 1 to 558 and encodes 185 amino acids. Gene Ontology annotation, cellular component: cytoplasm. The transcript has 5 exons. Gene Ontology annotation, biological process: vesicle-mediated transport; intracellular protein transport. Gene Ontology annotation, molecular function: GTPase activity; GTP binding.